AUGAGGUCUCUACCACCACCACGAAUUACCAGAGCCAGAAGAUGGAAACGAAUCAAAAGAGCAUUGAAAAAUUUAUUCACUAAAGGUUAUAUCUCAGACUUUGGCGUGUUUCAAAAACGAGCUUGGCUUUCACGACAAUGUCACUCCGUUUCUAUGAUUGGACGACUGCCUAUAUUGUCUCGAAUGAGGAAAUUGAAUUCGACUGAGGAUAAUCUUGUCAGGUCGGCAAAUUGGGGACUCUUAAUUGCAAGAAGUUUCAGCAAACUCGUUGCUAAAACAUCUUUACCAGGUUUAAAGAACGACUUUGUUGAGAGAGAUAGAUGGAAAAAAACCGCGACCUAA
Lodderomyces elongisporus is the source of this 342-nucleotide messenger RNA. RefSeq lists its product as uncharacterized. The coding region runs from base 1 to 342 and encodes 113 amino acids. NCBI's taxonomy places the organism in Eukaryota, Fungi, Ascomycota, Pichiomycetes, Serinales, Debaryomycetaceae. The record is from RefSeq and is a predicted model, not a curated record. The transcript has a single exon.